Molecule: messenger RNA, 726 nt
Organism: Trichoderma asperellum CBS 433.97
Lineage: Eukaryota; Fungi; Ascomycota; Sordariomycetes; Hypocreales; Hypocreaceae
Source: RefSeq, a predicted model, not a curated record
AUGAACGCCCUGGCUGCAAUUAGUUAUUAUGUUCCUAAAUGGAAUUUCAUAGCGUAUUGUAACGACAACCAUGCCAUUCAUCUCAAUGGACUGAUCUACGACAUAGAGUUGAAACGUGGCACCCCGACAUUCUACUAUUCUACGGCGGAGCGCAACCUUAACUGCCGAAUCAACGCUCUAGUGACUCCUCGCGAUGUAUCGCAUAAGGUUAUUUUAGAUAAUCACGAAGUUUCAUUUCUAGACAAAGAAAAAACUGCAAGGAGGCUACUCCAAUCGUUAUUCAGCCUAGAACAGUAUCGUCUCCGUCUCAAAAAGGACCCCAUAUAUCUGUUCCCAGAAGCAUCAAAUCACUUCAGCCAUUCCUCAUCUCUAUAUCCUAUCGUAUAUAUAACGAUUGGGAAGCUACUUAGGACCUUGCAAUAUCGGCUUACCAUGAUUGAUGACAUAUCUGAAGCACUGGAUGCUUUGUCGCAACUUAAAUCGGCCUACAAAGACCGCCUUGCUAAUGGAUGGACGCCAGUACAACCGUCUUCAUUGAUUGAUAUUGAUAAUGGGACUGCCAAUGUCGCUACACCGGCUUAUUCAGGCAUGUUUACAUAUACCAAUGCCCCUGAUGUCGGUACCGUAUCAAGUGCUGCUGCUGGUAACGGUUGUAUUAUAAAUCGCAACCAGUCUGAACGUAGUUUUGAUCGGUUGUCAAGUGAUGAGCCCUUUGGAAAAGGAUAA